Molecule: messenger RNA, 1534 nt
Organism: Lutra lutra (Eurasian river otter)
Lineage: Eukaryota; Metazoa; Chordata; Mammalia; Carnivora; Mustelidae
Exons: 2
Coding region: 251-955 (234 amino acids)
Source: RefSeq, a predicted model, not a curated record
CAGCCUCCCGAGGGGCCAAGCCCAAGGGGAGGCCUUCUUCUCCAGGAACCCUCCGAGCGCUCUGCUGUGCCGUGGGUGUGAGGGCCCGGCCAGUCCAGUGCACUGGGCGGCGUGCCGUGCUGGGCUGGGAUGAAGGGAAACAGACCCUGAGGGGGGUUCCUGUCCUUCUGGUCCAGCUGGCUCCUGGGUGUCAGGCCUGUGGACCUCGCUGCUGCAGACAAGCCCUCUCCUGUCCUGGGGCCUGCAGUUUAUGGGGACGCCUCCCCGCCCCCCAGAGCUGGAGGAACAGAGACUCCUGGGAUGCCGGUUUGGAAAUAACAGAUACCAAAUCCUUUCUAAAUAUGUCACUGGAGGCCUGGCCCAGCUGCGGGCAACCCCAGCGCCCGCCCUUCACCGACUCCUGGCCGCCUGCCGCCUUAAUCCGCCGGGAAAAACGGCGCUGCUGAGAGCUCGGCCGCAUGUGCUCCUCUCCAGGAAGACCGAGGCCGCUCCAGGCCCAGUGGAUUCAGGACGCAGCGUCCUCCCGGACUGGAGAGGCAGCCCCGGAAGGUCCCGCCCUAUCCUGGCUCGACACUGCGAGGAAGACACUUUCCUUGAGUGUCCUGCUUGGGCUCAGCUACCCCCACCCCAAGCCAGACCUGGGCCACCCACCCACCCACCCUGCACCAGGAAGGCGAGGGCCAGGCCCCCCAGGAAAGAGGCCACCCUCCCGGGCAAGCAGGAGCAGCACUCGGUUGCGGUCAGCCUCAAGGUCGCACAUCCCCCCAGCAGCCCUUCCUGGAGGUGGACGGCAGUCUGCACUGUGCACUCCCCAUGCGGGGCCGGUCCCUGGUCCUCCGAGCAGCGUGCAAAGCCCACCUACAGGGUGGGGGCAGGGCCCCGGGCAGCGCCAGGCCUCUUCCGACCAGCCCCUCCUGUUGCAUCGGGCGUGCCCGGAGAGGUCAGCCCUGCCUGAGGAACAGGGCCACGGGAAAAACCCAGCCUAGGGAGGCAAUGAAAGGCCCUCCCCACCUGGCCACCAGUGGCUGAAGUCCUGUGGUGUCUACCGCUGAGCUGGGGGCUACCUACAGGCAGGGACAGGGCAGGGCACCCAGCAGGUGACACCCUGAGUGACAACUGGAGAGGGAGGCCUGGAGAUCCAGACCGUGGGCAGUCACCACAGUGCCCAGCUCUGGCCACUUGCUAAUGAAGGAACCAUCUGGAAGAAGGAGGGCUGGCCCGGAGGGCAGGAGGGGUUUGAACCAGACGGUGUCCACAAGAGGCUUCCAGUGAGGGGGCCCAGCCUGCCCCCUGACCCCAUCAGCGCCCUGCCCGCCGGAGUUCGGAGGAGCAUGUUGGCAACUGUGAAGGGAGAGACCCCAGCCUCGGUCUCUCCCCUCAGACCUGCUCCUGUCACCGUGGCCCAGAUUCUGCUUCUGGAAAUACACUCCCAAUUAAAUCAGAAAGCCCAGAGAGAAAACGGGGGGUUACACAACACCUCGUUACCAGCAGCUCCCAGGGGCCCAGCGGCCACGCCUUCUCCUGUCACCACACG